AUGUGUGCUGCAAUCGAACCUCGAAAAGCAUCCAAGCAUACCCGUUGCAUUAAUAACGCUGGGCUACAAUCCUCCGAUGUUGGAUGUACAAUACGAGGUGCUAUACGUACCGAAGAGCAGAACUUUUCCGCUUGUGGACGGUUUUUUCUUCGUUGGUGCACCGCGGAGGACGAUGGUUGCGGUGCAGGUGUGACGACGAGGGCUGAACAUGGCACCAAAACCAGCACGGUGAGGCAGUUCAACAAUCUUCCACGGAGUUAUUUUAAUGACUGGGAAACGUUUGCGGAAGGCUUGUCGUGGGGGAUUAUUUACGUGCAGCAUGAGGACAGUACGACAAUAAACGCGUAG
Messenger RNA from Trypanosoma rangeli, 348 nucleotides. RefSeq names its product retrotransposon hot spot (RHS) protein. The coding region runs from base 1 to 348 and encodes 115 amino acids. The transcript has a single exon. NCBI's taxonomy places the organism in Eukaryota, Euglenozoa, Kinetoplastea, Trypanosomatida, Trypanosomatidae. The record is from RefSeq and is a predicted model, not a curated record.